AUGGUUGCGGAUAUCAAGCGGACGGUGAAACUAGUCACCCAGCAGCGGAACAUUGACAAGCCGUCCGAUAUGGAGGGAUUCCCAAUGAAGCGCUGGAACAUUGAGAUCCUCCUUCUUGAUGAAGCUGGCAACGAGCGCCCGGCAACCUGCUUCACCAAGGCCGUUUACAACCUCCACCCCUCGUUUGCGAACCCUGUUCAAACUUUCCAUGAACCCCCCUUUCGCUGCGAGAAUGAAGGAUGGGGCGAAUUCGAUAUGACCAUUGACCUCUACAGCACCGAGAAGGGCGGCAAGAAUACUGUUAUGCACGAUCUUAACUUCGCCAAUGAACAGUAUGAGUCUAAGCAUGUUGUUACCUUCAAGAACGCCUCUGCUGCUCUUGUCAACAUCCUGCGCGAGAGUGGUCCGGUUCCAGGUGAUGAGAAUGGUGCUCGGAAGAAGGACGAGAAGAAGCGCAAGCGGGCCCCGGGCACUGUUGAUAUGGAGAAGUUGGCAGACGGAUUGGUUAAGCUCGGAGAGGAUGAUCUCCUACAUGUCGUGCAGAUGAUUCAUGACAACAAGAGUGAUGAUACCUAUACGAAGAAUGAUAUCGAGCAGGGCGAGUUUCACGUCGAUCUCUACACCCUUCCAGAGUCGCUGGUCAAGAUGCUGUGGGACUUCGUCUCUUCUGCACGAGGAGCUUGA
Molecule: messenger RNA, 684 nt
Organism: Venustampulla echinocandica
Lineage: Eukaryota; Fungi; Ascomycota; Leotiomycetes; Helotiales; Pleuroascaceae
Exons: 5
Coding region: 1-684 (227 amino acids)
Biological process (GO): regulation of transcription by RNA polymerase II; chromatin remodeling
Cellular component (GO): Swr1 complex; NuA4 histone acetyltransferase complex
Molecular function (GO): histone binding
Source: RefSeq, a predicted model, not a curated record